Argentina anserina (silverweed cinquefoil) is the source of this 552-nucleotide messenger RNA. RefSeq lists its product as uncharacterized. The coding region runs from base 1 to 552 and encodes 183 amino acids. The record is from RefSeq and is a predicted model, not a curated record. The transcript is spliced from 2 exons. NCBI's taxonomy places the organism in Eukaryota, Viridiplantae, Streptophyta, Magnoliopsida, Rosales, Rosaceae.
AUGGAAGAACCAGGUUGUAAUGAGCAAGGGUUAGAACUUUCUGAUCAAGAGGACGAGCUUGAGGAAGGUUAUGAUGAAGAAAUAGCAGCUACCCCAGACUGCAACAUGUUUAACCUUUGUCAUGAAGAUAGUGUCGAGGAAGGAAUACCGGGGCCAAAUACUGUUCCUAGUUGCAACAUGGUGUUCACUUUGUCCUCAAAGUAUGCUCUUCCAAGGCCGAUGCCAUCUUAUCUAUUCAUCGGAGCUGAGAUAGAAGGUAAGAGAGUGAACAAAAUUCUCGUCGAUGGCGGUGCAGCAGUUAGCAUUAUUAUAGUAAAGACAGUCGAAGCACUUGGCAUUGCAAAGGAGAAGGUUCUCAGUAGCAAUCUUAAGGUCAGGAGUUUUGAUGGCAACUUAACUAAGACCUUGGGAGUUUUGAUCCUCAAAAUCAAGAUAGGACCUUCUGAGCUGUUCCAGACAUUCUUCGUUACAGAUUGCACCGCUCCAUACAGCAUCAUACUUCGCAGGGAUUGGAUACAUAGAGCUUACUGCAUCCCUUCUACUCUACACUAA